UCAGUUUGCCCGUGAUAAAAGAAAAGGACAACUCAGUCAGACGUCCAGUUCUGCUUGUCACUUACACCAGUCGCCCGACUUGACUUCGAUGAUGAAGUUGUGGCUACCACUUUUGUUGGCCGUCUGGCUGUCAUCUGCGAGCGGAAGUAACAACAACAACAACAACAACAACAACAACAACAACAGCAAGCAACCAAACAUCAUCUUUAUACUAGCAGACGACUACGGCUUCAACGACAUCGGUUACCAUGGCUCACAGAUUGCCACUCCAAAUCUUGACAAGCUGGCGUCUGAUGGAGUAAAACUAGAGAACUAUUAUGUCCAACCCAUCUGUACACCCACUCGUAGUCAGCUCAUGUCUGGAAGGUACCAGAUCCACACCGGCCUCCAACAUGAAAUCAUCUGGUCGGAACAGCCCAACGGUCUACCCUUGGACAGCCCAACAAUGGCGGACAAGAUGAAGGAAGCCGGUUACGCCACACACAUGGUGGGAAAAUGGCACCUGGGAUUUUACAAGGACGAGUACUUGCCCUGGAACAGAGGAUUCGAUUCCUACUUCGGCUAUCUGACCGGAAGUGAGCAGUAUUUCAACCACAAGCGGAAGUACGUGGACGGCAAGGAAUACCUGGACCUGUGGGACAACCAGGGGCCCGUGUAUAACGAGACGGGUCACUACUCGGCCAAUCUCUUCACGGAGAAGGCUAUUGACCUGGUGCGGGGCCAUGGUCAGAAAAAGCCCCUGUUUCUGUACCUGGCCUACCAGUCUGUCCACUGCCCACUACAGGUGCCGGAGGAGUACGAGAGAAGGUACAGUCACAUCAAGGACGAGAACCGGAGACUGUACUCAGCUAUGGUGGCCGCCAUGGACGAAGGUAUCGGGAACCUGACCCAGGCGCUCAAGGACAGCGGGCUCUGGGAGGACACCCUGCUCGUUUUUUCCACUGUCUUCUGUGUUCGAGAUAUCUGUGUUAUAAGUUAUACUGUAUAUGAGUCAAUCCGUAGCCUACAACGGGAUGUGUGUUGCUUCCACAGCCGCGGAACUCCCAGCAAACGCACAGUCCUACUUCACAACAUCGACCCCCUGCGACCCAGAGUAGGCGUCCCUCUGUACAACGACACGUUCGACACCACGGUGAGGGCGGCUGUACGGGUGGGCCACAUGAAGCUCAUCACCGGAGACCCGGGCAACGGAAGCUGGGUACCGCCCCCUGCAGAGUCGCAGAAGUUUAUUCCUGACCGGCGUACAUCCCCUGACAAAAACGUGUGGUUGUUCAACAUCACAGCUGACCCGAACGAGCACAACGACUUGUCUGACCAGAUGCCGGACAUGGUCCGGACCCUCCUGGGAUAUCUACAACGGUUUAACCAGACCGCCGUGCCUGUACGGUACCCGCCAUAUGACCCAAGAAGUAACCCAGCCCUGCACGGCGGAGUUUGGAGGCCGUGGGAGUAGUCCCAUUGGGGGAUUUUCUUUUCUUUUUGUCGUUUGGGCUUUUUUCUAGAGAAUAAAAAAGAUAAGAAUUUUCAU
Molecule: messenger RNA, 1528 nt
Organism: Aplysia californica (California sea hare)
Lineage: Eukaryota; Metazoa; Mollusca; Gastropoda; Aplysiida; Aplysiidae
Product: arylsulfatase J
Exons: 9
Coding region: 89-1453 (454 amino acids)
Source: RefSeq, a predicted model, not a curated record